This is a messenger RNA of Aegilops tauschii subsp. strangulata, 1467 nucleotides long. RefSeq lists its product as uncharacterized. NCBI's taxonomy places the organism in Eukaryota, Viridiplantae, Streptophyta, Magnoliopsida, Poales, Poaceae. The record is from RefSeq and is a predicted model, not a curated record.
AAAUUGCAGAAAACCACCAAUUUGAGGGCUAGGUUAGCAGAAAUCACUACGUUAUAGUUUCUUGGCAAAAAACACCAACUCUCUCGUAAACAAUUUGCAAAUACCACUGAUCGGCGGAUCGGGCACCGAUAAGUGGAUUUAUGACAGGUGGGGCCCGGUUUUUGCCGACGUGGCGCUGUCGGCUGGUCGGACAGCCGUUAGACGCCGUUAGACGGCGCUCUCGCACGUGAACUUAAGUGUCCUCUGUCUCUCACUCUCACUCUCACUUUGCUCUCGCACGCUCUCGCUCUCGCUCUGUUCUUGCUCGCCGCCGCCGGCCGCUCCGCUCCGCGUCGCGCUGCCGCCGCCGCCGCAUCGUCAUGGUGUCCUGGAGUGAAAGCGACGACAACAGCGAGCACACUAGGCAGUACAUCAGCUCUGAUUCUGACGACGGCAGGGUGCAGGUCCCUGCUUCAACUGAGGACUCCGAUUUUGAGGGCCCUGAAGUUGAAAUGCAGGUUUUGUGCCAUGGUCACGGGAAGUUAGCAGAGAGGCGCGUUGCUUUUGAAGAAAUUCUAACUGGGAGGAGGUUUCUCUGUUGCGCUGAGAAGGAAGGUAGAGACUGUGGACUAGUUAAAUGGAUUGAUCCUGCUUGGCCCAAUACCCUUGAGAAUGCAUUGCACAAGUUAUGGUUGAUGUAUGAAGACAACAAGAGACAGAGGGCUGAGGACACUCUGAUGAAUUCUUUUGAAGUUCAUAACCUGACACAAGAGAAGAAAAAGUUGCAGGCCAGCUAUGAGAAGCUGGUUGAAGAUGUCAAUGCACUUGUGGAUGCCCAGCAACGUAGGGUAGAGAUAGAAAAGACAGAUGCUGAUACCAAGAAGUUGGAGGAGAAGUAUGAGAUGGUGAAGAACCUGGCAGCUGCUCAGGCCAGUGUCAUUAGGAACAUGAAGCUCAAGCUAGCUGAAGAGAGGAAGAACUUGCAGAUCCAAAUUGAUGAGCUGCAGAAGAGUGUUGAAGAGAGCAAUGUGAAGCUGCAUGAGAGUAAUGUGAAGCUGCAGGAGAGCAAUUUGAAGCUGCAGGGGAUCAAGGCCAUCCUAAAUGAAUGAUCACCUGGCUGUGGAAGAGGGCACUAUUAUUUGGCAUUUGCUUACCUUUUGUUGGGUGUGGUUGGCUGUGCUGUAAUGAGAUUAUGGUUUUAAUUUCCUGAACUAUGGAUCUGUAAAGUACUAAUCUAGUACUAUGAUUAUGUAUGGAUUUGAAUUAAUGCUAAAUGUGAUGGUAUUUAGAGUAUUUGGAUGAAAUCUGAUCUGUUUAGAAUUUAUGUAUUUUAGCCAUCAAAUAGGGUUUGUAGCCAUCUUUGGGGGUUUUGUCGACAUCUAGCCUUCACUAGGGUUUUUAGGCAUCUUUGAUGGUUUUGUCGACAUCUAGCCAUCACCUAGGGUUUUUAGGCAUGUUCGAUGGUUUUGUCGACAUCUAGCCUUCACU